UUUUACCAGUCGUCGAAUUAAUUGGCGUGCACUUGACCUGUAAAAAACGAUUGUGUAAAUUUAGCAUAGGACUAUCUGCUGUGUAGAGUCUGAGGCUUUAGCAUGAGGCUACUUUUGGUUCAGCUUCGGUAUUCUUUACAAGCCAAAUGAUCUCGUGUGAUCCCAGCGAAUUAACCAUGUACCGCGGGUGACUGGAGUGUUUACCGAGUCGGAUGCGGCCUCGCAAAUUCGAUGGAGGACGACCUAUAAAUACAUAAUGAAACUGCAGUCUUGAGGAUGUGAUAAAUUCCAAGCUCACUUUUGCCCGAAGUGCCCGGCGAACGUAAAUUUAACAUCCAUUGGUUGUGUGCUGGUUGAAAUCGAAAACAGUCUGGUCGCAGAACUGGAUAUAUUUUUUCAUCUGUUGGGGAUCAUGUAGGAUGGCCAGACAGCGUAGCGGCGGAUUCCCCGCCCAGGGGAUCCCCACCCUAGGGGAGGAGACUGCGGACAUUGUGGUGAGGGAGUACCUGCUUUUUGAGCUGUCCGUGCUGACGCGGCUACGGACGCCGGACACCAAGGUCAAGGGUCGUCGGCGGAGCUAUGUCAGUCAGAAUAGGGUGUACUACCGGCUGUGCGCUCACAUGCAGCGCGGCUGCACCAGCGUCACACUUCUGGUGUGCAGUAAUGGCUACCUGUUGAUGCGUUGUGACGAGCCUGGUAAACCACCGAUCAUGAAACAGGUGCUAUGGUUCCAGAAUCCUCAGAAGGAGAUUGAAGCCAUUGCUCUCGAUCCGUCCGGACGCCAGGCAGUAUGUGCAUGUAGGGAUUCCUCUGUCUAUCUGGUCCCUGUCUAUACGUUACUACACCCAAGCACUGGGGCUAAACAGAGCUGGAAGGCGGACGAUCUCACACGGAUUAUCGCACCUAACAGAAGAGGAAUCCCUGCCCAGAUAGUCUGGUGGAACUCACCAGACGGGAGGCACAUCGCGAUCGUCGGCACGCAGGAGGGAGAGGUGGCUUUGAUUGAUGUAGCCGGCCGUAAAGUCGUCAGGGGGAUGAACCUGAAGGAGGAGAUAUCGCUGCUAGACGUCGUCCAUCAUCCUGGGGUGACGUACCUUCUUAUUCAGAGUGCCGGUGGAACCCAGUGGGGUCUGUUACUGGAGAAACAAAAGCUCGACGCUCACCGAAAGAGUUCUGACAUUGAGCUUGCCGUGCCGGGCUUUGAAGUCAUCCAUCCGCAUAGCGUACCCAAGCUGAACAUACUCUAUUCACAAGAGGGUCAGAGUAUGUUCCUGCCCUACUGCUUCAAUAACUUCAUGGACAUAGUGACUCUCUCCACACAGUCAGCCAUGGGCCACAGUUGUGUGGCAGCCCACGAUUACAAUUCCAAUAUCUACAAGAUAUUUGACAGUAGUAUUGAUAACUGGUUACCAUUGCACGUCUACCGGCUCCCUCCGCAGUGCACCCAUGUCAUCCUCACAGACAGACUCAUGUUUGUCAUUUACGUCCAAGACGGUGAUAUAGUAUUUGGUGUUUUAUCGAGUCAUUUAUCGGAGACGAGUAAGCAGGACCAGCCACUCAAUGAAGCGGCCGUCAUGCAAACGUUCUUCCUUCCGUCCGAUGAGAGAGUCAUUGCUGUCUAUAAAUGUUCCUUCCCUGCCGGCUACGUCAACGACAAGACGAGCAAGGAAUCAGAUCAACCUAAUAUAAGUCAGGGCGUUGAACAUCAAGUCCAGAUUCACAGGGACAAAUCUACAUCCAAACACGAGCUGCAGACGAGGAUAGAAUCACACACUGUCCUAGAGGGAUGUGUGCUGGUUACCGAUGUUGCCGUCUACCAGUGUAAACCAAGAAUAUCUCCAGAGGGGCUGUUCCUCGAGUUGGCCAUGGAAGAGGCUGAUACCUCCCUCCCUGAUAAUCUUGGUAUCACCCUGGGGCUUGACAUGAAUGGGCUGUAUGGACUGGCAGCCAAUCGCAGGCUAGUUGAGGGACAGACAAAGCUGGCCAUGAGACUGUACCAUCGCUCAGAGUGGUCGAGGUUGAAGCAAGUUGCCAACUUUGUGAGUCAGGGUUACAUCCCGGAAGCCCUGAGCCUGGUGCUGUCGGCCCUGAGCAAACCAGACGACCUCAGCACAGCCGAUAAGAGAAAGCUUGCCGAUACCGCAGUCAGAUGCUUCCUGUAUCAGAUACUGGAGGGACGCAGUGACGAGGCGCUCAUUGGAAGAUUCAGGCAGUUUCUGAUGGACAACUUUGACUACGAUGAGAUAUCCACGCUGGAGACAUUUGCCGAGCACGGCAUGCAGGAUCUGGUCUUUCAGGUGGCCAGGUCGCGAGGCCUUGUUGGCCAGGCCCUAGAGGCUCUCCUAACCCACGGCUCACCGGAGCUAGACUGUGAGCAGCAGUGUAAGCUAGUGUCCCAGGGAUUCAUCUCUACCAUGGCCAAUGCUGGCAACAAUGCCUUCCUGAUGAGUAUGACCACCCAGGAGGCCGUCAACAGGCUUGUAGAGAAGCCGGAGCUGUCCUAUCGAUACAUGGGACUCUUCAGUGGCUUCCUGGAUGAUCUGAAGUUGGCGACGCUGAUGAAGCUAGCAUGGUUGUUUGAUCCGUCCAAGCCCACUAUUAGACCGCUACUUACUAGAGCCGUCAAUACAGCAAAGACAAGUAUCCAAAAAUGUUCAUCCUCUGUAUCCUUGGACACCAUGAGCAGCCAGGGCUCAGCGGAGUCUCCAUUGGACACCACUCAGUCUUUUCCCAAGCCCAGUGCCCUGGUAGAAUUCUAUCUCCGAGUCCUCAUUGUACUCAACAGGAAGAGAUUAGACCAAGGUGAUUCUUCCAGCUUGCUGAACUUUGACCCCAGCACUGAUGGCAGCAGCCCGUCCAGUGACCGGAUACAUCAAUCGGUCAGUCUGCCUCCUCAGAGAAACGUCCUGUCGUGUGGUCAGUUUCACGUUGCCAUGGUUUCCGGUGAUGAUGUGUACACGUGGGGCAAAGCUCACGGAGGCAGGCUGGGCCAUGGUGACAUUAUCCCAGCAGACGGCAGAUCAGCACCGUUCCGUGUGGAGACACUUCACAUGCAUCAGAUACGUAUCAUCUCCGUAGCUUGCGGCAAGGAACACACUCUAGCACUAGGGGAGCAAGGAAGGGUAUAUUCCUGGGGUACCUCCAAGUGUGGUCAGCUAGGCCUGGGUGACCGGACCACUCACACCAGGCCGUCCUUGGUCCAAGCGCUGACCGGUCAAUGCUGUGUGGCCGUAGCGUGUGGUCAGUACCACUCUAUGGCGCUCACCAGGGAUCAAAAAGUGUACAGCUGGGGUUGGGGCGUCCACGGCCAGCUGGGCCACGGCUCCGUAGAAGACCAACUCCAGCCUCGGCACGUGACGGCCCUGGACCCCGUCCGCGUCACCCAGAUGGCCUGCGGCUACUGUCACAGCAUCGUGCUGUCUGCCGACGGCCAGGUGUACAUCUGCGGGUCGGGGACGUUCGGUCAGCUGGGUUUAGGCAAGGUUGUCAUGAAGAGAACCUCACCGACGCUGCUGGAUGGGUUCAACAAGGAGAGGGUUAUUGUGGUGGCUAGUGGAUUGUUCCAUAACAUUGCCGUGACAUCCGGCCCUCAGAAAGUCUACAUCUGGGGGAAGAGUCCCCUAGAGUUGCGUCAGUCCCUCCAGUCCUCCAGGAAACGCAAGACGUCUCGUGACGCCAGCGGCGAUUCGAUCGUUGUCGGCCGUCGGCGGUCGGUCACCGUCAUGGAGUCCAGACCGGAGGAUGAGAAUCAGUACUUGAGACCGUACGCCUUUGACUGCGGCAAGAUAUGCGCACCAAUUAAACAGGUUGCGUGCUCCAUCAAUCACAACCUCAUCUUGACCUCUGGAGGUCAGCUGUACAGCUUUGGUAAGAAUGACAGCGGGCAGCUUGGCCUUGGCCACAGGACGGAGCAGAGAAUUCCGGUUCUGGUGCGUAUAUCUGACGAGCACUGUAUAGCAGCCGUCGGUUCUGGGAUUGAGUUCUCUGUAGCCAUCACAUCACAGGGACAAGUCUUCUCAUGGGGAUCACCUGAAAAUGGACAGCUUGGUAUAGAUGCCAGUCAUCGCAGCCAUCUGCAGCUGCGGCCAGCGAUCAACAUCAACCCACGAAUCAGCAAGAGUGCCCAGUUGACCCGACUCAUCGUGAGCCCGACGCUGGUACCCGGCAUCCCGCUGGUAGCCCUGGCAUCGGCCAUCGGGAUGAAUGACAUCGAGGAAGAAAGCGACGAGGAGGACAUGGAGAGUUCUGACGAGGAAGAAGAGGAGGUCUUAGACUGGGACCUGCCCAACCUGAGCAGCCCGGACCUCAGCCAGCCCUCCUACGGCCCCCAGAGCCUGACCCUGUCUCUGACCUCACUGGACGCCCACUACAACCACCAGACCGUCCUCAAACUCUGCCACGAUUGGAGGGUCUGGCACGCGGCCGGCGACGUCUGCGAGCUGGACAAGAACUAUCCACUGGCGCUGAUGUAUAGAUUAAAGGAGAGGCAAGGGAGUGGGGCGGAGCUUAUGGGGUCUGACGGGGAGGGGGGACUGAAGGAGAUCACGGCAUUAGUUGACAGGUUCCUUAGACUGAUGUUUGAUAAAUCGACUGAUGUUACGCCCAGUGAUGCGGAAACCAAGGAGUCCUGUAAACUGCUACUUGUUCAGAUUCUGCAGUUCUGGGCGGAGCAAAACCUGCCUCAGGAAGCAUUGGAGAGUCUGUUGAGAGAUCACAUGGACAACGUUGCCUAUCCACUCAGCGUCCUGCUUAUCUGUGACAGUCCCGAAUCGUCAGCCUCGGUUGUGAGUGGUUCCUGCGUAGUUCCUCCAAACCUCAUCCAGAGGUUCACUUCCAAAUUCUGCUUGGAGGUGACGUCGGCCGUGGUGCAGCACGUGAACCAGGGAAAACCCUGCGACGACUACCAGCCGACUGGAGCUAACCCGGACGAGACGAAGGAGAGAAAUAACACCUUAGCCUCCCCAUCAGCCGUUUCGUCCAAAAGCGACAUGUACAGCCAGCCUGGGGGAACUGGAACCGUGGCUGCGGAGAGACUAUGGGAAGAAGUUCUACACAACCUGGGCAAGGAUGCCCAAGGGAGGGCGCAUGUCACUAUAACCAAGGGCGAGGCCGCGGGAUUGGUGGACUCAACGCCGGCCGCAGACGAAGCAGAGAUAACAGACUGUGUCGUGUUCACCUGCGGCCACCAUUACAAAAAACGGACUCUGCAGGAAAACGUCAAAUCGUGGAUCAACAAGAUGGCCGCCUUGCCAGUACCGUUGCCUAGCAACACCCAGUCCCUUAGCAACCUGUACUCCAAGGGGGGCGGGUUCCUACCCACGUCGUGUCCAGCCUGCCUGCACAGCUCCUUACAGCUGGAACAGCAGUCCGAAGGCAUGUCAACGUGAGUACAAAACCAAAACAAAGUCUACCUGAAAACCAAAGAGGUAUUACGAAAGAAAAAAAAUAUAACGUGUUUAAUUUCUGUGCAAGAGAAACUUAACGUAUUGUAGGCGAGUAUUUGUAUGACAUCUGUAUGAAUGGUUGUACCGAUUUGGAAAUUUUUUUUAAGCAUCAUUUUGAAGAUGGAUUAUGUGCUGUUCCAUCUUUUUUAAGGAUCAUUGAUGUUUAUGCAUUAUCCUUACUGUUAUUCCUGGGUGAGGUUAUUCAGUACAGCAGCCACUUUCAUGAAACAUUGCACAUGCAGACCAACAAAAUAAAUUUGUUAGGCAGCUGAACAGUGUACUCACAAUUUGAUUUUGAAAAACUUGCCGCAGCUUAGUCAAAGACGAAGCCAGCUUUUACCACGUUUACGAGGACCAUUUUUGAAUGAUCGGCGAAUAAACUUGUCCAUUUCUUAUUUACGUGACACAACUUACGAAAAAUGUACGCCACCCAAAAUGACUGCAUACCAUGGGCAAUUAUUGCAAAAGAAAGUACUUGUUUUUGUUGGAUAAGUUGCAAUCUAGCGCAUUGAAAUGCAUCAUAACUUGUUGAGCAUAUGUACAUCAUUGGCUUUUGCUGUAAUUUUCAGAAAUGAACUAUUUGAGGGGUUAGUAUAAUAGAUCAAAUAUUGUUACACUGACAUGUUUUAAGUUUUGUGUUCGAAAAUGCUGUAA
Messenger RNA from Patiria miniata (bat star), 6098 nucleotides. RefSeq lists its product as uncharacterized. The transcript is spliced from 29 exons. NCBI's taxonomy places the organism in Eukaryota, Metazoa, Echinodermata, Asteroidea, Valvatida, Asterinidae. The record is from RefSeq and is a predicted model, not a curated record. Bases 420 to 5387 code for a protein of 1655 amino acids.